Parnassius apollo (apollo) is the source of this 333-nucleotide messenger RNA. NCBI's taxonomy places the organism in Eukaryota, Metazoa, Arthropoda, Insecta, Lepidoptera, Papilionidae. The record is from the annotation of a GenBank genome assembly.
AUGGCAUCCAGGUUUCCUUCCAAUCUAACAGAACGUAAUAAAUGGUUAAAUAAUGUGGAACUAAAAAGACCCUUUUUUGAAAAAGCAAAGAUUUGUAACCUCCAUUUCAAAUCAACCAAUUACAUGAUUAAAUGGAAACGACUGAGACAAGGAGUCACACCAUUUUUAAAUGAAAUAGCAGAUUGUUCUCUGGUACAGGUCGCGGACAAAAGCACUUCUCCCAUACAAAUCUACUGCGCUGAUAAAAGUGUGCAAGCAAGGAUUAAAUCAUCACGAGAAGAAGAGCUAAUGAUAAGAAACAAAUCAUUGGUUCAAAAAAGAACAGUAAGAUAG